Cinara cedri is the source of this 9203-nucleotide messenger RNA. NCBI's taxonomy places the organism in Eukaryota, Metazoa, Arthropoda, Insecta, Hemiptera, Aphididae. The record is from the annotation of a GenBank genome assembly.
UAGAGUAGUUGUGUACUUGUGUUUGCAGUAUUAUUGUUCAGGGUAAAAUUAAUUUACCAGAAUAUUAUAGUUAAUCUCGUUUAAAUUUUUUUCUGUUAACAAUUUUGUUUUCAUAUUUGAUUUUUUAUUUUUCUAAUGAUUCAUCAUGAUAAAACUAGAAACAUCUUAUAGUUUAGGUUCCAUCAUUGAAUCUAAUUUCUUAGGAAUAUCGAAUGAUGCUGAACCCGAUAAUGUUAUUGUUACAUUAUCAAAGAAUAUGGUUACUUGUUUUCAUGUUUGUUCAUAUAUUUCAUUUAAUAAUUUUUUUAAUUUAUUUGAUAAUCACAUUUUUUUAUGCAUACUAUUUAGAUGCCAAGUCAAAAUCAAGUUCACUGUUGGAGCAGUUCUGAUAAAUUGUCUUCUGAAGUAAUCUUUGAUCCAUUAACCAAUUGUUAUUAUGGUGUUUUUAACUAUACAAGAAUUGGAAAAUGGUUACAAAAUUCUUUAGACAUGAAAGAUAUGAAAAAAUAUAAUGUGAGUUUUUUUCUAUAAUUUAUAUGUUUUUGUAGUUAACAAUAAUAGAUUGUGUAAAUAACUAAUAUAAUAUCAUACAUUUAAGAAAAUAUUGAACAUGAAUUGUUAAUACAAAAAAUAACCAAGUUACUUUAUAUCACUAUUAUAAUCAGUAUGAUUUUUUCAUUUUAAUAAUGAUGGAGCUACUAUAAUUUUAUUCAAAAAAUAUAUACAUAUAAUAAUUAAAUCUUGAGGUAAUUCAAAUGAUGCAAGUUUUCAUCUACAAAUAAUGAAAAUGAAAAAUGAAAUAUCUAUAUGAUUUAAUUUUAAUUCUCUUUAAUUUGCUCAAUUUAGUUUUUAAAAUACAGUGAUUAUUUUUCACUUAUAAACACCAAAGUAAACUAAUUAAAACAAGUUUUAAGCCACUAAUAUGUAUCUAAUCUAUAGUUCUUAGAAGAUUAAUAAAACUGUUACUUACAGAAUGUUUACUUUCUUAUUCUUAAGAUGCAAUUUUGAAUUUUCGAACAUCAUCCAAUACAUUCAUAAAUGAGCAAGAACCCUUUAGAACAAUAGUACAGUGGUGAUAAAAAAUAAUUUUAUAACAAAUAAUAUAAAGAAUGGAUACCAUACAUUAAAUAGCAAAAAAUACUGAUUUCAAACAGUUUGAAAAUAAACUAUUGAAUUAGAAUCAACUGGUUUCAAUUAAAAUAUUUAAUAGAGACCUAUACUGCUCUGCUAAGCAAAAGUGCUGUAAAAACAAAUAUAUUAGUUUUGAGAAAAAUGUAUUCUUGUAUUUUUCGUUUUCUUACCUUUGUUUAUUUUCCAUUCUAUUUGAUUUUGUGUAAAAUAAAUAAAACAAAUUUAAACCAUAUCAGCAUGUAUAGUAUGCAUACAAUUAUAAGUUAUAAGUCACAAAAUAAUGCUAAGCAAUUGCGCCGUAACUUGAAUAGAACAUAGAAAUAUUAAGACAAAUUACAGUAUCUAUAAAAAUAUUUACGGUGUUUAUGCUUAGUAAAUGUAAGAUGCGGCUUUCUUACUUAGUGCAAUUAAUAUUGUUGGUCACUUAAAUCAUUUUCAAUAAAAUAUGAUUGUGUUUUUAGCUUAUUCAAUGUAAUUUCUGGAGUUUUUUUUCCACAAAAAUUAUGUAGAAUUGGUAUACUUAACAAAAGCUAUCAUUUUUUUUUUCAAGUUGUCGUACUUUUGCUUAGCAGGACAAUAUAUAAAUUGCUAGUUGGAAUUUCCUGGUAAUUUUGUUGUGAAUAGAGUUGUAUCAUACUAUAGUCAGUAUUUCCUUAAAUAGAAGGGACGACAAUUUAUUCACGUUUAGUAUUUGAUUGAUCCUGUUAAAUUAUUUAAUUUUUUAUGUAUUUAUAUAUAUAUAUAGUUCACUGUCAAAAUAAAACAUCUUUUAACAAGAUUGGACUAUAAAGGAGCAGUAGCAGUUUUUGAAAAUGGAUAUUGUGAAUGUUUAAAAGAAGCAAUUAGUAACAGAAAAAAAAACAGAGUUUCUAUUAUUAAUGAUGGCGAAAUAAUUGAGUUUUCAAAAUUAUGCUUCUUCAAAAAAAAAGCUAUAUGUAUUAUUGUAUCUGUUGAUAACAAUGUAAAUUGUAUUUUUUAUUUAUGAUCCACAGACAUUUUAUUGUAAUAAUGAUCUCAUCAAAUUUUUAAUAUUAUAAUUUCAGAAUAUAAAAACUUUACGAUCUGUGCCAUUGGAAGAUUCAUUUUUACCAAUUAAUUUACAAAUAUCUUUCAAAAACAAAACUGUCAAAUUGCUUGGUUAUUGUAUAAAAGAAAAUUCCACUUCACUUAAUGUUAUAACAUUUUGUAAGUAUUUAACUAUAAAACAUUUAUUUGUUUAUAGUAUUAACUAUACUUAUGGUGAUUAUGAUUUAAAAAUAAUUGCCUUUCAAAAUUUUAGAAACUUGAUUGUCUAAAAAAGAUUCUAUAAGUAGGUGUAGUAUUUGUUUAAAAUUUUAAAUAUAUAUUGGUAUCGACAUUUUUGAUUCCCGUAAACCCAUUGACGAUAUAUUCCGCUGUUUAGUAUAGGCUGGAGAGAUUAGCACAGUGAUAUUUAAAUGUCCCACAUGGUGCCACCAUAUAAAUAAUGCUUCACUACUCUCCCCUACUCGAACUUAACAGUGAAAAAUCACGUCAAAGAGCGACUAUAAUCAAAAAUAAAAAAUAUCCAGGGCGAUUCAUUAAGGGUGCUUACCUCAUUUGUUUGGUUACAUUUUGUAUGUAUACAAAUUCUAAUCUUAAACAAUUUUUAGUGUAGUUAAUUCCAAUAUUUUCAACAUAUUUAGAUUUUUCAUGACAUUUAAGGAGUAUCCUGUGGUGAUACCAACUUUGGUUUUUCAAAUGAGAACCUAUAUUAAGAAAGUUUUUCUAGGAUAAUGGGGAUGGAUAUUCGGUUGAUAGUUGCUUUGUCAAUAAUUAUUAUGUGUGUCACAUUAUGGUAAGUUAAUUACAUAUGCAUUAUAUAUUUCCUUUAAUAAUAUUUAUUUAAUAUUGUACCUAUUUUUCUGGGAUUUCCAAUAUAUUGAGAAAAAUUCUGGCAAAAUCAAAAAAUGACCACCCUAAAGGAUCUCCCCUGUCAGAUUUCCUACAGAAAAAAGAAGAAAACAUUGUAAAACCAAUACAUUCCUCGCUCCUCUUAAAAUAUAAAGUAUACGGUCCUUUUUUUUUUUUUGUGAACAAAUUUUCGGGAGGUAAUUUUUCGAAUUCCAGAACUAAAUGGAAAAACAGGAAAAUAGGUACUAUACUAAAGAAAAUAUAUAAUGCACAUGUAAUAAUUUUACCAUAAUAUGGCUUAUAUGUUAACAAAGUAACACUAUCAACUGAACUCCGCUCAGAAGUACCUCCCCAGUCAGAUUUUCUUUUAGAAAAAGUACUAUCAUUGUAAAUUUGAACAAAAUUGCUAGUAGAAAAAUUAGUUUUCCACGAAGAAAAAAUAAACAUUGUAAAUCCAUAAGCUUCUUUGCUUCACUCAGAAUCUAAAAUACAUAAUCAGAUAGAAUAUUAGUUUAGUAAAUUUUGGUGUGAACAUUUUUGAUUUCCGCCAACCUAUUGACAAAAUACUCCACUGAUUCACUAGUUUAGGUAAGAGGAGAGUAGUAGAGUAUCAUAUGUGUGGUGGUUUUAGUACUUUAUAUCUCGUCAACAGGUUGACGCUAAUCAAAGAUGUUGAUUUAACAUCUAAAUUUAUUUAAAGUUAGUGAUUCGUUUUUUUUUUUCAUGAACCAGAAAUUUCCUUGGAGAAUUUUAAAUUAAUUUGAUUUUGUUUUUUUAGUCAUUCUGGAAUGGUAUAAGCUUUAUUUUAAAUUUGUUAUCCCUGCUGUUUGUACCUGAAAUAUGUAUCCUCUUUUGAUUUUUAAAUAGCAAACCUCCCUCCUCCCUUUUCAAUCACAAAUUCAAAUUAAGAAUAAUUUUAGAAAUUUGAUUUACAUAUAAUGCUAAUAUCAGAUUUGCUGUUUAUGAGGUAUAACACUUUAAAGUUUAAACCAGAGGGGUAUAGAAGAGUUAGCAGUUUAUCAUUUAAAAAUAGAUAUGUAAUUUAUAAGUUGAAAAUAGUGUUAAAAUAAAGCUUAAACAUUUCCAUAAUCAUUAAAAAAAAAAUCAAAUUCAUUUAAAAAUUUCCUCAGAGAACAUAUCCGGUUUUCGAUAACAGAAACCCCUUGUAUACCAUUUAAUUCAUCAAUAAUUGUAAUAAUUGCUAUUCAAUUUUCACAGGGUCUGAUGGCUUUUUAUACUCUAGUGAAUUAUAUGCUGAGUCUAAUUGCAAUGACUUUCCAGGAAAACUACUAACAGAAAUUGCUUUUGUUAAUUCAAAAAAGCAAGUAACAAUAAUUCAACUCAGUUCAGAUUGUAUUGGUAUUUAUGGAGCAGAAUUACAAGGAGAUGGUAAGUAAUUUACCAAAAUAUUAUAAUUUAUAUAUUUAUAAAAAAAAAAAAGGAUAAUUAACUUUAAAUAUAAAAUUAAAAACUUCCCUUAUAUGAUUUUCAAAGUAAUAAAAAUAGUUUGGUUAAAAUAGUGGUGCACUAAUAAAACAUUGUUUGCCCUGCCACCAUAUAAACCACAUACACCACCACUACUCUACCUCUUACUAAAACUAAAAAGUGGAAUUUAACGGGUUGACGGAAAUCAAACAUUUUGACACCAAAAUUUAUUUAUUGUAAUACUCUUUAUUAAAUUUUAGAUUCCGAACGUAGCGAGGUAUCUAUUGGUUUUACAAUACUGUUUAUUCUUCUUUAUUCUAGUCUGUGGACAUGUUUUUUCUUAGUAAACUUGUUCCUAUCUUUACAAACCUUUUUUGAAAGUUCAAGUUGUCUAUAUGGUACUUUAGACAGGUAAUUUUUUAAAUAAAAGCACCAAAGUAGGAAAACGUACAAUUACACAAUUUCGUUAUUUUAUAAAAAAAAAUCACAAGAUACCUUUUUUGUUGCCUUUUUGAUAUACUUUUUUACGGUAUUAUUCCCAAAACUUUUGAGCCGCUUCUGAACUUUUAAGGAAUUUUAAUUUUCGGGAGUUUUUUUGCUGUAAUUCAGUUAUAAAUUCAUUUGGAUACUUGAAACUUGAUAAUAAUACUUAUAUUGGAUUUACCUAAAUGUUGGUAAAAUUUACGAAAAUCAUCAGACGACUUUUUUUAACAAACAUUUUGAAAUCAAAUUUAAACAAAAAUCGCAAAAAAAUAUUACGGCACUUCAAUGAAUUAUGUAUUAUCGAACUGCACUCGGAAUUGUCUUUCGUUAACUAUGGUUUAUCGUUGCUUACAGAUAUAAAUGAAAGAACCUUAUGUAUCCUACCUUCCCAACUUUCCACCUACAACAGUGGCUGUACCCAUCCCUAGUUUCACCUCUUUAAUAUAGGUUCUCAUUUGAAAAAACCAAAGUUAGUAUCACCACAGGAUUGAAUAUUAAAUAUUUUGAAAAAUCUGAGUUUUCAAAAAUAUCGGCUUUUUUUUCUUUCUUUUUUUACGGCCUUUUAGACCACACAUCCAAACAUAAUUGCCUCCAUCCUUCACGAUUUGGUGCUAGUAUAUGCCAAUCUUCCUCCGGGUAGAAAACUGUUACAUCUUUUUUGACGUAGUCCUCCAUCGUAUUCUGGGUCUUCCUAAUGGUCUUUUCCCUCUUAGAUUCUCUUGUAAGACCGUCUUUGUCAUAGCAUCAAGUUUCCUCCACACAUGACCUGCCCAUUCCAAUUUUUUUCUUUUUAUCUCCUUUACUAUAUCCGGUCUGUUAUAUAAGUCAUAUAACUCCUCAUUGUGUCUUUUACGCCAUUCAUCUGUUUGCGGGUCAUGAUAUGGUCCAUAAAUCCUUCUUAAUAUUUUCCUUUCAAAGACCCUCAGUGUUUUGAUUCAUCAUUUUUCCUUACAGUCCAACAUUGUGCUCCAUAAAGUACUAUUGAUCUUAUUAGUGUGACAUACGGCUGAAUUUUAAGUGUCUUUGAGAGUAUUCUUGACUUGAGUAAGUUCCCCAUUGCGUAAUAACACUUGUUACCCAUNUUGCUAUUAUUCGACCCUUUGGGGUCACGGGGAGGAAGUGAUUAGUCACGACCAAAAUUAACUAAAAUUCUUUUCUUAUAACACUGAAAAAAGUGAGGGGAAUCUACAUCAAACAUUUUCAAAGUUCAUAAAUAAGGACAUUCCUAGUAAAAGAUACAAAUAAAAUAAAUUAUUAUCAAAUAAAUGUAAAAUAAAUAUAAUUAAUACAUGGAAUAUGCAUUCCUUAUGUCUUCCUAGUGGUCUAUUCCCUCUUGGAUUCUCUUGUAAGACCGUCUAUGUCAUCGCAUCAGGUUUCCUCCACAUAUGACCUGUCCAUUCUAAUCUUUUUCUUUUUAUCUCCUUUACUAUAUCCGGUCUGUUAUAUAAGUCAUAUGACUCCUCAUUGUGUCUUUUACGCCAUUCAACUGUUUGCGGUCAUGAUAUGGUCCAAAAUAUUAUAUAUAAUACAUUCUGUUUUCUCUUCAUUAAUUUGCAAUCCAACUUUUAUCGCUGCUGUUAUAAGUCGUUCACACAGACUUUUUACUGUAUUUAUAUUAUUUCUUAAAAACACUAUAUCAUCUGCGUAUCCUAAAAUACUUAUUGAUGUCCCAUUGAGUUUCACCCCUUCAUCUGGUGAGAUAUUCAUCUUUCUAAUUACUUUUUCCAGAACUAGAUUAAAAAUAAUUGGGGAUAGUGCAUCACCUUGCCGUAGUCCUGUAUUCACCUGAACUUCUCUUGAUAGUACAUUACCAACUUUCAAUUUUACUAUAUAUAUAUAAGCAUAUGGCUUCGGCAUAAUUAAAUAAAUAAAUAAACAAAACAGGAUAAAUAAAUAGAUAAAUAGAUAAAUAAAUAAAUAAUGAUAGCAAUAAUAAAUANGGGGAUAGUGCAUCAUCUUGCCGUAGUCCUGUAUUCACCUGAACUUCUUGAUAGUACAUUACCUUGAUAGUACAUUACCAACUUUCACUUUUACCAUGGUGCCAUUUAAAGUGGCUUUAAUUAAUCCUAUAAGCUUUUGUGGGAUGCGGAAAUGUUUUAAAAUUUUGUAUAUACUUUCUCUGUUGAUACUAUCAUACGCCUUUUUGAAAUCUACAAAAAGUGUAUGUAGAUCUUGAUCGAAUUCCCAGGUUUUUUGAUAUAGUUGUCUUAUANUGCGGAAAUGUUCUAAAAUUUUGUAUAUACUUUCUCUGUUUAUACUAUCAUACGCCUUUUUGAAAUAUACAAAGGUGUAUGUAGUUCUUGAUCGAAUUCCCAGGUUUUUUGAGCUAGUUGUCUUAUAAUAAAUAUUUGAUCUAUUGUAGUUUUAUUUUCUCUACAACCACCUCGAUAGUAAUUUAUGAUAUUUUCCGCCAAAGGUUUAAUUCUAUCUAGAAUGCAAUACGAUAAGAUUUUAUAGGUUAUAUUCACUAAGGUUAUACCUCUAUAGUUGCUGCAUUCUUUUUUAUCAUCCUUUUUGUGUAAAGGGCAAAUUAAUGCCAUAUUCCAAUCUUUAGGUAACUCUUCAGUAUUCCAUAUUUUCUCAAUUAGUUAAUGAAUCAUCUCAAUCAUUGUUUCAUCGACACAUUUUAGGAUUUCGCAUUGUAUACCAUCUUCGUCAAGUGAUUUAUGGUUUUUUAAUCUCUUAAUUUGUGUUUAAAUUUCUUGUACCGUAGGUGUUUCAUAUUAGCAAUUAUUUGGUUGUUCUUAUAUAUAAUCAAAAUAUUCCCGCACGCCCAUCGGGCGAUGGGCGCGCCACAUUCCCUAUGCCAUAAUUCCUUAUACAUAAAAUGUUUAUUUGUACGUAGUCACCGUAAUUUUAUUUAAUUAUUGAAUAUGAAGUAUACAACCUUUAGAAAUAUCCUAAAUAUUAUUACAUAUUGUAUACAUUUAUUUUGAAAAUUACCCAUGUUUGCUAUUAUUCGACCCUUUGGGGUCACGGGGAGGAAGUGAGUAGUCACGACCAAAAUUAACUAAAAUUCUUUUCUUAUAACACUGAAAAAAGUGAAGGGAACCUACAUCAAUCAUUUUCAAAGUUCAUAAAUAAGAACAUUCCUAGUAAAAGAUACAAAUAAAAUAAAUUUUUAUAAAAUAAAUGUAAAAUUUUUUAAGCUAGUUGUCUUAUAAUAAAUAUUUGAUCUAUCGGCUUUAACUAUACUUUUUAAAAAUCAGAUUUUGAAUAAAUGCAAUAUAAAGGGGUUGAGCACGCUUAGUGAAUCACCCUGUAUGUUAAAAUGGUGGGUAUUUUUUUCAUAUAAUCUAUAACAAUUUAUUAAAAUUAAUAAGAAACAAUUUUAUAUAGGUACAGUUGUAUAUAUAUAUAUAUACAAUAUUUACAUUCUUUUUUAAUUAAUUUUUUUAGGAGCUGUUUUAGUAAUAUACAAUUUUCAUUACAAUAUGGUGAUUGCUGUACAACAUUUUAAAAACUAUGCUGACCCUCCAAAUUUGUGGUGUUUUGGAAAUUAUUUACUUUUAAUAACAGGCCAAAACUUAGCAGUGCUUCCUUUUACAUCUGAAAGAAAUAAUUUGUCUCUGUUAAUGGAUAAUAAUUUAAUUAAAAAAAAUGAUAAAUAUGAAGAAAUUGAAUGGGAUGUUAAUGCAAAACAAAAUUGUAAUGAUACAAACAUUUCAUCUUCAGCAUUAUCACAAUCAAAGUAAGAACCGUAUACAUUUCUUAAAACAUCAAUGCUAAUUUUUUUUUUUUUUUUUUUCAGGCUAAAUGAAAUAAUUAUCAGGGACUAUAUUAAAAACAAAAAUGAUGAAUAUUUGAUUCAGUUAUUGAUGGAAAAUAAUGAUAUCAAUGAUAUAUCUUUAGUUGAAAUAUUGUCAUACUGCAGUUUAAACACAGUAAAACAUUCAAAGCUUUUGGUAAAAUUAUUUGCAUAUCCACCAUUAAAUAAACCAGCUCGUUUACGAGGUCAAAUACCAUUUGAAAAUAUGUUAAACCUUUUAAGUACUUUAUAUUCAUGUAUGAAAGAAAAACUAAUUGAAGAAAGAUUGAUUGAUUGGAUGACAUUAUUGAUUGACUGUUCAUAUCAGCAAAUAUUAUUAUCAAACGAUCCUAAUGUACUUGAAUUUAUCAUUAAAGUGAAAGAAGAUAUCAAUAAUAAAUGUGACUAUGUGGACACAGUAAAUAAUAGAAACAAUACAAAACAUAUUAUAAAAAGUAAAAAUGUUAAUAGAAAAAAACGAGAUGAACCUAUUAACAAUUUAUAUAAAAUUGAAAAAAUUAAUUUAUAUUAAGUAAAUUUGUGC